Messenger RNA from Schistosoma margrebowiei, 1344 nucleotides. The record is from the annotation of a GenBank genome assembly. Lineage: Eukaryota; Metazoa; Platyhelminthes; Trematoda; Strigeidida; Schistosomatidae.
AUGAACGUUCCAGUUGAUGCACUCUUACGUUUGUCAUGGAUAAUGAUAUUAUUAUCAAAAUUCCUCUAUUCAGAAACUCAUGCAAAAGUCACUAUUGACGAUGAUACUGGUUACUUUGUUGACUCACAAGGAUUUGUUAAAUUAUUUCAUGGAAUCAACUGUGUGCAUAAAGUCGCACCAUUUUACUUUCCAAAACUACUUGACCCUCAUUCAUUCAAAGUACUUAGAGAUUGGGGAAUUAAUGCUAUACGCUUAGAAUUCAACUGGAUAGCAUUAAAACCAGAGGAAAAUAAAAUCAGUCGAGAGUACUUAGAUAUCAUUGAAACAAUUAUCGACAAUGCUGGAUCAUAUGGAGUUUAUAUUAUCAUUGAUUUUCAUCAAGAUGGAUUAUCGAAACGUCUAGGUGCAAUUGAUGCUGUGCCUAAUUGGUUUAUGGAUAAAAUAAAGCGACCACCAUAUUUAUUCCAAUACCCUUGGCCACUAACGAAAGAUCCAAGUAAAAGCAACUGGUUUCUAACGUACGCCACAUAUGAGAGUGCACAUGUAUUUGAAAGUAUAUAUAAAAAUGUUUCAGGAAUAUGGGAUUAUUUUGCAGAAUAUUGGAGGAUAACAACUAGUCGUUUCGGGAAGAAAGAUAAUGUUUUAGGUUAUAAUUUGAUAAAUGAACCACCACCUGGAAAUUUUUAUUUAAAUCCAUUCUUUCUUUUGCCUGAUAAUUCAGGUCACAAUCUCUUAUCAUUUUAUGAUUACUUGGUGAAUGUUAUUCGCCAAAAGGACAAGAAUACAUUGAUAUUUUACGAGAGUGUAACUUAUGGAAUAUAUUUUCCAUUUGUUAAUGGAAUACCUGGUACUGGUAUCCAACGUGUUCCCGGCCUAUUACAAGAUGAGAUGGCCAGAAAGAAGAGUGUAUUAUCUUAUCAUUACUACUGUUGGUUAUUGGAAUCGACACCAUCUACAGAGAAUAUGCCAUCAUGGAAACGAUAUUUGUGUGAUAAACUUCUCUUGAAUUAUGCAUUCAAUAACGUGAGGAGUAUAGUUAAAUAUACUGGUGGAGGACGAUUUUUAACAGAAUUCGGUCUGUGUCUUCCUGAUGGCAAUCCAGAUUCAAUAAAUACGGUUGAAUGUAACGCUGUGAUGAAUGCAGCCGACAGGAACUUCGAAUCCUGGACUUAUUGGGACGGAAAUGAAUUAUUUCCCAACUUAAUUGUAGACAACAUUUCCUUGAAAUCAUUCAGUCGUACAUAUCCACAGUCAACUGCCGGUCAACCUGUCGAACUGAGAUUCGAUGUCGAUUCAGGUGUGUUUUAUUAUGCUUUUGUACCAACACAGAAAUAUUGUACAAAC